Molecule: messenger RNA, 947 nt
Organism: Glycine soja
Lineage: Eukaryota; Viridiplantae; Streptophyta; Magnoliopsida; Fabales; Fabaceae
Product: 1-Cys peroxiredoxin-like
Exons: 4
Coding region: 16-768 (250 amino acids)
Biological process (GO): cell redox homeostasis; cellular oxidant detoxification
Cellular component (GO): mitochondrion; cytosol
Molecular function (GO): peroxiredoxin activity
Source: RefSeq, a predicted model, not a curated record
UCCGUAGCCAGGAACAUGCCACGUUCUCUUCAUGCAAGCAACUCUCCCCUCUUUAUAAUCUCACUUGCACACGUUCUGAUCAAUGACACAAGUAACUUCUCUGCAUCCAAAAUGCCAGGUCUUACCAUCGGAGACACUAUUCCUGAUCUUCAAGUUGAAACUAACCAAGGCAAAAUCAAGCUUCAUCAGUUCUGUGCUGAUGGCUGGACCAUCCUUUUCUCUCACCCAGGUGAUUUCACCCCGGUUUGUACCACUGAGCUUGGUAAGAUGGCUCAGUAUGCUAAGGAGUUUUAUCAACGAGGAGUGAAGCUCUUAGGUUUAUCUUGUGAUGAUGUGCAAUCCCACAAUGAGUGGAUCAAAGACAUUGAAGCCUACACUCCAGGUGCGAAAGUGAAUUAUCCAAUAAUUGCUGAUCCGAAGAGAGAAAUCAUCAAGCAACUCAACAUGGUUGACCCUGAUGAGAAAGACUCCACUGGCAACCUACCCUCAAGGGCUCUUCAUAUUGUUGGCCCAGAUUUGAAGAUCAAGCUGAGUUUUCUGUACCCUGCCACUACUGGGAGGAACAUGGAUGAAGUGCUGAGGGUGAUAGAGUCAUUGCAGAAGGCCUCAAAGUUCAAGGUUGCUACCCCAGCAAACUGGAAGCCAGGGGACCCUGUUGUCAUUACCCCUGAUGUCACCAAUGAGCAAGCCAAGGAAAUGUUCCCUCAAGGGUUCGAGAGUGUGGAACUCCCAUCAAAGAAGAAAUAUUUGCGCUUAACUAAAGUUUGAUGAUGUUCUGCUUCAAGUAGUAGAACCUUCUUCAGCUGUGCCAAAUCUCAAUGCAAUCUAGUCAUCUAUCUACCCUAAUCAAACUAUAUAUAUGUUUUGUUUAAGUACACUAUUUUGUGGCACUGCUUUUGUUAUUAUAAGAAAGAAUGCACAGUUUAAUUGAUCUUUUGUUGACUGUA